AUGGCACGAAAACAAGAACCGGCUUCUGAGAUUCCCCCAGAACUGAAAGUAUCCGAUGAGGAAGACUACAAUGAAGACGAAGAUGACGAUUAUGACCCAACAAAGAAAAAUCAAGAAGAGGAAAAGGAAUCAGAUGAGUCCGAGGGAGAAGAACCGGAUUACUCAAGCAUAAAUACUGGCGUAAGCCAAGUGCGUACAAGAACUCAAAUAUACCAAGAGAAUUUGAGCGGUGGCCAGAAACGAGAUGCUCGAACCUCCAACGGCUUAGUCCCAGACGAGAGUCUGCGAGCACUUGACGUGAAUGCCAUUUUCGAUUCGCUCAAGAGCGGAGAGGAUGAUGAGUGGCGCGACGUGGUUAGUCUGGUAGAGCCAGAAACAAAAAAGCCAGAACCAGAAAAACCAUUGCUGUUGUCCACCGAAAAGAUUCGUAUAGAGACCUCGUACACCUUUGCGGGCAAAUUGGUGCGUGAGACAAAACUUGUGGAUGCUGACUCGGCAGAAGCAAAGGCAUAUCUUAACUCCACUAGUGGAAUAAUGAGUGGUUCAGAUAAGGGUCCUCGCAGAUCUUACGUUACUGUGGUGCGCAAAAUACAAGGCACAGAAGAAAAAGUACCACUUUUGAUCAAAUUGAAGCGUCCGUCGCUUAUAGACAAGUUUUUGAUGGGUGACAAGAAGCACAAGUUGACGACAUUGGAGAAGUCUCGUCUUGAUUGGGCCAGUUUCGUCGAUAAAAAGAGUAUCAAGGAUGACUUGGCCCUUCAUAAUAAGGCCGGUUACUUAGAUAAACAAGACUUCCUUGGAAGGAUGGAUGCCAAACGGGAUGAGCAAUAUAGAAAAGCAAAGGAGCUCGAGCGGCAAAGACAAUGGCAAAUGGAACAGCGUUCGGGCUGA
Molecule: messenger RNA, 891 nt
Organism: Clavispora lusitaniae ATCC 42720
Lineage: Eukaryota; Fungi; Ascomycota; Pichiomycetes; Serinales; Metschnikowiaceae
Cellular component (GO): Swr1 complex
Source: RefSeq, a predicted model, not a curated record